ACAGCUGUGAGCUUCGGUUCCCAUUUGGAACCGCCAAGCAGUCAAAUAUUUUGAAGAACGGCUUGCUUGUCACUGCGCAUUAAAAUACGCAAUUGUCUAAGAUGUCUGAUGAUCCAGACUACCUCUUUGCAAGGAAGCUUCAAAAGGAAAUCGAUGAGGAUGUAAUCAAUAUUGAUUCAGACUCGCGCCAUGCAAAAACUAAUCAAAUGUCGGUCAAGGAUGAAGACUACCAAAUUGCGAUGCGGCUGCAAGCCGAAUUUGAUGCCGAGAAUACCUCAAAUGCAGAUGAAAGUAGUGCUUCCUUUGCAGAAGCCACUCGGCCAUCAGACAUUAGCAUUUUGAUGCGCGGUGUGAGCAACAAGAAACGAGCAGACGAGCCCGUUGGCCACGAUGGUAAUUACCUGGAUCAGACACAGAAUCUCGUCCAUCCAGAAUGGGAGCUAGUCGAUCCCACACCAGACAUAUUCGCCAUGUUUGUGCGCUUCGAUGAAAAGUUCUUUAAUCGCCGUCUCAGCGCCGUCGCUGUCCAAUGGAGCAAACGUAUGUAUUCCUGCGCCGGUAUCUGCUAUCAGCGCGGCAACCGUCUGGGCAAAGAGGUGAUUAUACGCCUCAGUGAGCCGCUACUAAAGCUGCGUCCACGGAAGGAUCUAGUAGAGACGCUGCUGCACGAGAUGAUACAUGCAUAUUGCUUUGUGCUAAACAUAUUGGAGGGCAAUGGCGGACAUGGUCCGAACUUUAAGCGCAUUAUGGGAACGAUAAACAAAGUGGCGGGCACUAAUAUAACUGUUUAUCACACAUUCCACGAUGAAGUGAACGCAUAUAAGACGCACAUUUGGCGCUGCAAUGGCAUUUGCCAAUAUCAUAAUCCCUUUCAGGGCUGGGUGAAGCGCACAUCGAAUCGCGCUCCCGGUCCCAGUGACCAGUGGUGGGCAAAACAUCACCGCGAGUGUGGCGGCACCUUUGAGAAGAAGAGCGAGCCACCGAGAGCAGCUGCCAAAUCAAGCAAACCAGUUGCAAAACCAGCGUCGAAGAGAUCAAGCACUAUCACAUCAACUUCAAACGAUGACAUUCGCAAGUAUUUUGGCAACAAUAGGCCAUCUGUUAACUUACUGCCGCAAGCGCAGCCCCAUCUUGGACUACCAGGCGCAUUUCCGCCCACCUCAUAUCCGGGUCUAUCCAACGAACCAUUUGCUGGCAUUCAGACCAAUAACGCAAAGAAGCGUGGCAACAUAGUUGGCUUCAAGGAUCUGACCAGCGAUGGCAGCUCUAGCGACGAGAACAAGGACAAGGCCAACUCCAAAGUCAGUGGUAUGCAGGGUAAGGGCUAUAGUCUAAAAACGAGCAUCUCCAGUCAGCUCCACCCGCCAGAUAAUGUAAACCUCAACCAUAUGCGCGAUAUCUGGUCCAAGCGUUUUGAUAACCGAAAUAAACAAACUGAGCCAAAACAAGAGGCGCAAAACAAACAGAAUCCGAGCAAACGUCGACGCGACUCUUCAGAGACCGAAGGCUGGGAGAAAUGUGAUGAAGAUGUUUUCAUAUACGAUGUAAAAGUUCCAAUUUUAACCAUAUCAGAUAGCGAACAUGAGGCUGAGGCUGAGAAUAAUGUUGUGCUCACAAAACCACUAAAAUCGGCAGCAAUAAGUAGCCAUGAUCGCACUAUUAACAUCAAGCGCGAGGUUAUGGAGGAAGAGGGGCUGUACAAUGACGACGACAUUGUCAUGAUCGAUGAUGAGUACGAUGAUAACGUCGAUGAAAUGACUGCAGCCAUUGAGCUCUCCGAUCUGUCGAUUACUGAAGAUCUAUUUGGGGAGGAUACGCUGCUGCAGGAGUACCAGCUCGAAAACGAUGUGGUUGCCUGCAGCUCAGGCUUUCAGUUUAAUGCUGCCAAUGAUAUUACCAGCUGUCCCAUCUGCUUUGAGAAGAUGAAACGCUGUGAAUUUACCAAUCACCUGGAGGGCUGCAGCAUCACCAUUAAAGUGCCAGCGCCAUCGUACAAAGGCUUAUCAAAAUUGCCCGGCGACAGCAACACCAUCAACAAGCCAAAAUCAUCAGGAAAACCGAAACGCAAAUACUCAAGUCGUGGGUGUUUGAGAAGCGCUGGCUACUCAGAAAGCGAAAUUGCAUCGCUUGAUCUCAGUACGUCCAGCGAGUCAGACAAUAUGACACCACAACAGUGGCGCCAACGUUCCCUCAAGAAGCAGACAAAUCAGUGCCCCAAGUGCGGCCAGGAAAUGCUUGGCCAUCAAAUGGAGGCACACCGUAUGAUCUGCAAGCGCAAAAAACGCUGACAUUCUCAAUUCGUAGUUACAAAAACAUGUCAUGUGUGACUGGAAAUACUUAUUAUACAACUCAUUUGUCAGUUAUUAAUAAUAAUAAUAUUAUUCGUUAUUCUUAUGAAUAGUUUUUUUUAUUAAACUAGUUUUUCUUG
Molecule: messenger RNA, 2428 nt
Organism: Drosophila grimshawi
Lineage: Eukaryota; Metazoa; Arthropoda; Insecta; Diptera; Drosophilidae
Gene: mh
Product: DNA-dependent metalloprotease SPRTN
Exons: 4
Coding region: 102-2288 (728 amino acids)
Biological process (GO): DNA damage response
Cellular component (GO): nucleus
Molecular function (GO): polyubiquitin modification-dependent protein binding; metalloendopeptidase activity; single-stranded DNA binding
Source: RefSeq, a predicted model, not a curated record